Penicillium cosmopolitanum is the source of this 891-nucleotide messenger RNA. RefSeq lists its product as uncharacterized. The transcript has 2 exons. Gene Ontology annotation, molecular function: oxidoreductase activity. The record is from RefSeq and is a predicted model, not a curated record. NCBI's taxonomy places the organism in Eukaryota, Fungi, Ascomycota, Eurotiomycetes, Eurotiales, Aspergillaceae. Bases 1 to 891 code for a protein of 296 amino acids.
AUGGCUUCGUCUGCUGUUCACCUUCCCCAGCCCCAUAGUUCUUUGGAAUCAGAGCAGUCCGAAAUCCCCAUUCCUGAGAACCCUCGAAAUGUUCAAACCACGUUGACCUUCAGCAAACACAACGAAGACGGUUCCGCUCCGCCUCCAAUGUACAUUGGGAAACCAGAAAGCUACAAUAGACCGACCACCACUCUUCCUGCUACUAUCUAUGAUAUCAGUGGCCAUGAGCUCGACUACACAUUAGACAGUCACGGAUUUGAAUUUUACUGCCACGAAAGCAAAAUGAAGGAAUUCACCGAUCAUGAGAAGAUCAGAGCAGAGUACUACCCAGAGACGGAAAAAUUGCUACAUGAUGCCACGGGUGCCACGCGUUUCUUCGUAUUUGACCAUACCGUUCGUCAAGCCGCAGAAGACUGGACUACUGAGAAAGAUGCCCGUGGGCCUGUCCAACGAGUCCACAUCGACUCAUCUUACGCCGGAGCCGAGGCGAGAGUCCGCUACCAUUUCCCCGAUGAAGCAUCAGAGCUCCUCAAGCACCGCUACCAGAUGAUCAGCGUCUGGCGUCCGAUCAAGCCGAUCCUUAAGGACCCACUGGCCGUCGCGGAUGCACACUCCACGCCCGAAAGCGAUCUUUUCCCUGUCAAAAUCCAUUUCCCCGAUCGAGAGGUGGAGGGUUGGGCUGUCAAAGCCAAUCCACAACUUAAGUGGUACUAUCGCUACGGACAGCCUCCGAAUUUGGUUACUCUGAUCAAACUUUUCGAUUCCAAAGUUGACGGCAGGGCGAGAAGGGUGCCGCAUACUGCUUUCGUGAAUCCUGCGACAGAACAUGAAGCACCUAGAGCGAGUAUCGAGUUGAGAGCUCUCAUUUUCCAUCCUGAUGACCCUAAUUGA